GUGUAUUGGGGCGCGAGCCUGAGCGUGCUGCAGCGUGUUUAUAAUGUGGAGGAUUUUCCGGCCGCGCCUGAGCAGCAGCUUCAGCUCACACAGCAGGAUGGCAUCUGAGCAGUUGGGCGAGCUGGGGAAAGGUGCAGGGAAAGGAGGAGGAGGAGGAGGUGCAGUCAGAGAGGCAGGAGGAGCGUUUGGAAAGAAGCAAGCUGCUGAGGAAGAGUUGUACUUCAAGAAGAAGGAGAGGGAACAGAUAGCUGCUCUGAGACAACAUCAUCAGGAAGAAAUCAGUCACCACCAGAAGGAGAUUGAGCGUCUUCAAGAAGAGAUCAGCCGCCAUGAGGGCAGAAUUCACCAGUUAAAAAAGCACGACUGAGACGAGUACAGAUUAAUAUGAUUAUCGUCAGUCUUUACCAGACCUUCCAACUAAGUGUUGCAAAUGUGGUGGCUUUUUGCAGUUUUCCAUGAUUUAUUAAAAUGGAAUAAAAGGAAACUGAUUAACCAA
Neoarius graeffei (lesser salmon catfish) is the source of this 496-nucleotide messenger RNA. RefSeq names its product ATPase inhibitor B, mitochondrial-like. Bases 44 to 367 code for a protein of 107 amino acids. Gene Ontology annotation, biological process: negative regulation of ATP-dependent activity. The record is from RefSeq and is a predicted model, not a curated record. The transcript has 3 exons. Gene Ontology annotation, molecular function: ATPase inhibitor activity. Gene Ontology annotation, cellular component: mitochondrion. Lineage: Eukaryota; Metazoa; Chordata; Actinopteri; Siluriformes; Ariidae.